This is a messenger RNA of Oryctolagus cuniculus (rabbit), 1838 nucleotides long. The record is from RefSeq and is a predicted model, not a curated record. Lineage: Eukaryota; Metazoa; Chordata; Mammalia; Lagomorpha; Leporidae.
AUGCAACGGGUGACGUACACCGCGGCCAGGUCGUCGUUCGUGGACAACUCCGCUGCCAGGACCUGGCUGGUGACGUAUCCCGCGGCCAGGGCCCGCCCCGCGCGUCGCAGUCGCCGCCGCCGCCGCCGCCGCCGCCGCCGCGCAGGUCCGGGUCCGCGAGCCCGGCGCCUCUGGCCCUCCAGCUCCCGCUCCGCCGCGCCCUCGCCGGCGCCGCCGCUCGCAGCCCUGGCGCUCCCCGCCGGCCCCGCCGAGGCCGCCUGCGCCCUGUGCCAGCGCGCGCCUCGAGAGCCGGUGCGCGCCGACUGCGGCCACCGCUUCUGCCGGGCGUGCGUCGUGCGCUUCUGGGCCGAGGAGGACGGGCCCUUCCCGUGCCCCGAGUGCGCCGACGACUGUUGGCAGCGCGCCGUGGAGCCCGGCCGCCCGCCGCUCAGCCGCCGCCUGCUGGCGCUCGAGGAGGCGGCCGCGGCGCCCUCGCGCGACGGCGCGGCCAGCGAGGCGGCGCUGCAGCUGCUGUGCCGCGCUGACGGGGCCCCGCUGUGCGCCGCCUGCCGCAUGGCCGCAGGCCCCGAGCCGCCCGAGUGGGAGCCGCGCUGGAGGAAGGCGCUGCGCGGCAAGGAGAACAAAGGGUCGGUGGAAAUCAUGAGGAAAGAUCUGAAUGACGCGCGGGACCUGCAUGGCCAGGCAGAGUCAGCAGCGGCUGUAUGGAAGGGACACGUGAUGGACCGCAGGAAGAAGGCCCUGACCGACUACAAGAAGCUGCGGGCCUUUUUCGCUGAGGAGGAGGCGCACUUCCUGCAGGAGGCCGCCAAGGAGGAGGGCUCCCCGGAGGACGAGCAGGCCGACCCCGCCGAGCGGUUCCGCUCCCUGCUGCAGGCCGUGUCGGAGCUGGAGAAGAAGCACCGGAACCUGGGCCUCAGCAUGCUGUUGCAGUGACGUCGCUGAUGCAGCAGGCGGUUCCCUGCGUAGCUCACGCAGAAAGCACCGCCUCCCACAGCUGGCCCUCCCCUGAGACGCCACCCCCUCCAUCUCCGUGGGCACCGUCAGUGAUGGCCGAGGACGAUGCUCCGCAGGUGCCCCCUCCCCCCGCCGCCCUGGGUUUCCCUGCACAGUUACCUGUCUCAGCAGAGUCUGGUCUUGGGGCAUGGACGUGAGACUAGUUGUUGCCCCUACCCCAGGCAUCCUGUUCACACUGCCCCCACAACCUGUUCUCCCGUCAGAGCCCCUGCUCCUCACCUCGUCCCCGGAUGGCUGAGGUUCUUGGCUUUGCCCCAAGGGUCUCAAACCCUGUACCUUCCAAAGGGUGCCUAGGAUGGAGCUGUCCCAUGGGACCCUCAUCCUGGCCUGGGAUCCCUGGGAGGUCCCUGGGGGGAAGCCGGGACUUGAGACUUUGGGCACGGGGAAGGGAAGGUUCUCCGCCCUUCCUGCGGGUCCCCCUGCCUGCAUCCCCCUCCCAGCUCCCGACUCUGAUUUCUCCUCCAUCUGCCCCGAUGCCAAGGCCUCCCAGUGCCCCUUCCCUCCACCUUCCCCAGGGUGCCGGGGCUCCCCCAUGCUUCUGCAGCCCCUCCCUGCCUCGUCUGUCUCUAGCGUUUCUCACUUGUGUUUGCAACACUCGUGGCGUGGCCAUGGUGUGGCUGUGGCGCUCACAUGUCAUCAGCACAACUGGCAGUCGCCCAGCAGAGUCCUCAGAAAGUCGAGGUCAGGGAGCGUAGAUGUGGGCGAGUGUUUAGAUUCACCGCCCCUGAUGUUUUCAAGGGCCCUUAGGAGUCCCACCCUGACAGUCUGACCUGCUCCUGCUGCUGCGUGGGCUCUCGCUGCUAAAUAAAGUGGGUUUGCCCUGG